This is a messenger RNA of Penicillium angulare, 903 nucleotides long. RefSeq lists its product as uncharacterized. NCBI's taxonomy places the organism in Eukaryota, Fungi, Ascomycota, Eurotiomycetes, Eurotiales, Aspergillaceae. The transcript has 6 exons. The record is from RefSeq and is a predicted model, not a curated record. Bases 1 to 903 code for a protein of 300 amino acids.
AUGGCGGGCACAUUGCCUCCUCUUUUUGAGAUUUCUGAUGAGGAUCAUGGAGGAUAUGUGGCUGUCGCGGUGUAUACACUCUUGGUGCUGAGUAUUUUUAUUGUGGUGACUCGCUUGUUCACUCGGUGGUAUAUCGGUCGCGUGAUACAUUCCGACGAUAUCUUGCUUGGGGCAUCUGCUUACGAUGACAUCUCGCCGGUUUUCAUGGGCAAAUUGGACAUUGAUGGGGGUUAUUACUGCAUGGGCAGUCGGAUCCAUUUUGGCUUUGGCUCUGCGAUGCUCUUUGCCAACUCCUUGGCUGUGGAGCUCAUCGGACCAAUGUAUAAAUCAGAGCUGACAACAGAUUGCUUGCAGGCCGCACUUUUUCAAACGAUCGCAACUUUCAAUAUCAUCACCGAUGUUGCUCUCGUGAUUCUUCCAUGCAUGCUGCUCCGAACAGUGCAGUUGUCUCGAUGGAAACGAUUCAGAAUCAUGGCGCUCAUCGCCAGCAAGUUUUUGGUUUGUGGUGCUACGGGAAUUGAAGUUCAUUAUACUCUUAAAAUGCUUGGUUCGCCCGAUAUACUCUGGGCAAGCACGAACGCUACCGUGUGGGACCAAGUCAUGAUGAAUCUCAGCAUAAUGACAACAACUCUCCCAUCGCUUGGACGCCUAGUUGUCGAACUUCAACCCGAUGUCUAUGCGUUCGCCAUUCACGAUGAAGCCGACGGAACUUCCAAGGGUGGCAAAUAUAAUAUCUCAACCAUGAGAAAGUCAUAUCCAGCAAGGGCCCCUCUCAGUCCAGGAACCUCCACUGAGGUAACCAGUGGGUGGCGGGAAUCAUUCAAGGAUGAUGCCGAGAGUAUGGAGGGACUGGUCAAUCCACCUAAUGUGAUCCAACAAACGAUACACUUCGAAGUUCACUAG